This is a messenger RNA of Equus quagga, 699 nucleotides long. It is a transcript of the gene TMEM212, whose product is annotated as transmembrane protein 212. Bases 1 to 699 code for a protein of 232 amino acids. Lineage: Eukaryota; Metazoa; Chordata; Mammalia; Perissodactyla; Equidae. The record is from RefSeq and is a predicted model, not a curated record. The transcript has 4 exons.
AUGACUGUGCCUCCAUCCUAUGCUGAAAGAAACCCAAAGAUGGGACAUCCCAGCGUAAUAACAGAUCGAGGAUUCAAGUCACAGAGGAAAAUUCGGAGCCUAUACCCAGCUGCUGGCUGGAUUCUCGUUCCCCUGGGAGCUCUCAGUGUAUUCUCUGGAGUGAUCGCUUUCUUCCCAGUCUUUUCUUACAAGCUUUGGUUCACGGGAUGGAGUGUGUGGAUUGCCUAUCUCAUCUGGAAUGGAGCUUUGGCUGUCACUACCGGUAAACUCCUACUGUUGGCUCACAAACAGCGGACCCAGAGAUACCUGUGGGAGGCUAGUUUCACCUUUGUGAUUCUGAGCAUUAUGGGAUGUCCACUUCAUUUUGCAGUAGCCUUGGAACCUGCUCUCCUUGGUCCCUAUUGCUUCUACUCAUUUUCAGGGAUUGCAGGGACCAAUUACCUUGGCUAUGCAGUUGCCUUUCCUUUUCUGUAUGCAAAAUUCCCAUCAGUUUGUGUGGACCCACCACACUAUGAAGACUACCACCUGAUGCUCCAAGCUUUCAACCUGUGCCUGAGCUUUUUCAUGCUCUGUGUGUCCCUGACAGCACUCGUCAACCUUUCUGCAAGACUUAUCAAGAAUGGACACAUAAAUGUAAGCUUCCAGAAAGGAGGAGUCAGUUCUUGUUCUGUCCUGAAUGCUAAAAGUCUGGUGUAUUAG